AGCCGCUCGUUUUUGAGUUUUGGUGGUGAGACUCUGGAAGGGAAGGCGUACCAAGCUCAAGUUACGACAUCACAGUAACCAUGGCCGAGGAACGCAAGACCGUCAAGCUGCCGGAAACGGACAACACGAGCCUCACGUGCGCCGCGCGGAUUCUGGCGCACGAAUGCGCGGACGCCAACCUGGAGUUCAUGCGCUGCAAGCAGCGUGACGCCAACCCGCGCGCCUGCCUCGUGCAGGGCGAGAAGGUCACUGCUGCCGUGCUCAAGACACUGCGCGAGGUGGAGACCCACUGCGGUGAGACGUACUCGGCGUACAAGAAGGCGCUUAAGAAGAACUGGCACCGGAUCGACGAGACGCGGAAGGAGCAGGCUGCGCUGGAGGAUUGCUGGCGACAGUACAAGGGCUACAACCAGACGCAGGAGGACAAGUAGACACAGGAUAAGAGUGUUCUCGCGGUCUUUAGAUAAAAAAAAAAGCCCCGAGUCAAAGUGUCACCAAAACUACAAAAAAACAAGAAACAAACAAGGGGAGAGGAAGGAAAUCACAAUGCAGUCAUCGUCCUAUUGCUCAA
Messenger RNA from Phytophthora nicotianae INRA-310, 571 nucleotides. RefSeq lists its product as hypothetical. The coding region runs from base 81 to 431 and encodes 116 amino acids. The transcript is spliced from 2 exons. The record is from RefSeq and is a predicted model, not a curated record. Gene Ontology annotation, biological process: mitochondrial electron transport, NADH to ubiquinone. Lineage: Eukaryota; Oomycota; Peronosporomycetes; Peronosporales; Peronosporaceae.